Pantherophis guttatus is the source of this 6291-nucleotide messenger RNA. It is a transcript of the gene PIK3CA, whose product is annotated as phosphatidylinositol-4,5-bisphosphate 3-kinase catalytic subunit alpha. Gene Ontology annotation, molecular function: 1-phosphatidylinositol-3-kinase activity; 1-phosphatidylinositol-4-phosphate 3-kinase activity. Gene Ontology annotation, cellular component: cytoplasm; phosphatidylinositol 3-kinase complex, class IA; plasma membrane. The record is from RefSeq and is a predicted model, not a curated record. Gene Ontology annotation, biological process: phosphatidylinositol-3-phosphate biosynthetic process; cell migration; phosphatidylinositol-mediated signaling. NCBI's taxonomy places the organism in Eukaryota, Metazoa, Chordata, Lepidosauria, Squamata, Colubridae.
GAAAAGGGGAGGGGAGGCGGGAAAAAAAAAGAAAGGAAAGGAAAGGAAAAGCUCCAAUGGAAAAGCGAGCCCCCGGCGCUGGUGCGCGUGCGCGGCCGCAGGGCCCCGUCCGCUGAAAAGGAGAGCGGGAGCGCGCGCGAGCGAGCGGCGCGCGGCUCUGUCAAACACCCAGGGCGACGUGUGCGAGCGAGGGAGCGCGGCCGCCGGCCCGCCCCCCACAGACCCGCUGGAACCUUCGGAGGAGCGGGAGACCACGGGCGUCGUCGUCUGAGGGAAGCGGGGGUGCUGGUGAGGGAUUCGCCCCCGGACGCCUCGGCUCCGGUCCGGUCCGCGCCAGGCCGGCCAAGGAGACAACUUCUGUAGGAAAGCCAAAAGGGUGGUGGAAACUUUAAGGGUAGUCAUAUGACUUGGACAUUUACCCUUUAAUAGCUAUGUUGAGUUUAGUGUUUUCAGUAAAAAUUCAAACAGUAUGAUGUCUAAGAGUUGAGAAGAAGUUCAUACAAGGAUUGUAGAAUGUUUCUGGAUGAUAGAAAAAAUCCAUUCCUAUCUUGCAACAAUUGGAUAACAGAGAACUUCCCAAUAAUGUGACCAUCAUGUGAAGUAGGGAGCUGUGUGGGAUCUCCCUGUUCCAAAAUAAUACUUACAGUCUUUCCUACAGGAAUCUACAAUCAUAGUUUUUUGAUAUUAUUCAAAGAAGAGGCCUAACAAAAUGCCUCCACGACCAUCAUCCGGUGAAUUAUGGGGCAUGCACUUAAUGCCACCAAAAAUCCUAGUAGAAUGUCUUCUACCUAACGGUAUGAUAGUGACUUUAGAAUGCCUCCGUGAGGCCACCUUGUUAAAUAUUAAACAUGAACUCUUUAAAGAAGCUAGAAAAUACCCUCUCUAUCAGCUCCUUCAAGACGAGUCAUCUUACAUUUUUGUAAGUGUUACCCAAGAAGCAGAAAGAGAAGAAUUCUUUGAUGAAACCCGGCGAUUGUGUGAUCUGCGGCUCUUCCAGCCUUUUUUAAAAGUGAUAGAACCAGUGGGCAACAGAGAAGAGAAAAUUCUGAAUCGAGAAAUUGGUUUUGCCAUCGGCAUGCCCGUUUGUGAAUUUGACUUGGUGAAGGAUCCAGAAGUUCAGGAUUUCAGACGAAACAUACUUAAUGUUUGUAAAGAAGCAGUCGAACUACGAGAUGCUAAUGCCCCCCAUAGCAGAGCCUUGUACGUCUGUCCCCCAAACAUAGAAUCAUCUGAUCUACCAAAGCAUAUAUACAAUAAACUUGAUAAAGGUCAAAUAAUAGUAGUGAUUUGGGUUAUAGUCUCCCCCAACAAUGACAAACAGAAGUACACCUUAAAAAUCAAUCACGAUAAUGUGCCAGAACAAGUAAUUGCUGAAGCAAUCAGGAAAAAAACACGUAGUAUGUUGCUAUCGCCAGAACAGCUGAAACUCUGUGUGUUGGAGUACCAGGGGAAGUAUAUUUUAAAAGUCUGUGGUUGUGAUGAGUAUUUGUUAGAAAAGCACCCACUGAGUCAGUAUAAGUAUAUUCGGAGCUGUAUCAUGCUUGGCCGAAUGCCCAAUUUGAUGCUGAUGACUAAAGAGAGUCUCUAUGCCCAGCUGCCAUUGGAUACGUUUGCAAUGCCAUCUUAUUCUAGGCGUAUUUCUACAGCUACUCCUUACAUGAAUGGGGAAGCUUCUGCCAAAUCUCUCUGGGCUAUUAACAGUCAUCUGAGAAUUAAGAUUCUCUGUGCUACUUAUGUAAAUGUAAAUAUUCGGGACAUUGACAAGAUUUAUGUCAGAACUGGUAUCUAUCAUGGAGGAGAGCCUUUAUGUGAUAAUGUAAAUACUCAAAGAGUACCUUGCUCCAAUCCCAGAUGGAAUGAAUGGCUGCAGUAUGAUAUGCUUGUUCUUGAUCUUCCACGUGCUGCUCGGCUUUGCCUUUCUAUCUGCUCUGUUAAAGGCAGAAAGGGUGCAAAGGAGGAGCACUGCCCAUUGGCGUGGGGAAAUAUUAAUAUGUUUGAUUACACAGACACUCUUGUUUCUGGCAAAAUGGCUCUGAAUCUGUGGCCUGUCCCCCAUGGGUUAGAAGACCUUCUUAAUCCCAUUGGAGUCACCGGAUCCAACCCAAAUAAGGAAACUCCUUGUUUGGAACUGGAAUUUGAUUGGUUUAGCAGUCCUGUCAAGUUUCCUGACAUGUCAGUAAUAGAAGAACAUGCCAUCUGGAUUAUUUCUCGAGAACAGGGAUUUAAUUACAACCAUGCAGGGCUGAGUAACAGAAUAGCUAGAGAUAAUGAGUUAAGAGACAACGACAAAGAGCAGCUCCGGGCAAUCUGUACUAGAGACCCCUUAUCUGAAAUAACUGAACAAGAAAAAGACUUCCUUUGGAGCCACAGGCACUAUUGUGUAUCUAUGCCAGAAAUCCUACCUAAGCUGCUUUUGUCUGUUAAAUGGAAUUCCAGGGAUGAAGUAGUCCAGAUGUACUGCUUGAUAAAAGACUGGCCGCAAAUCAGGCCAGAGCAAGCAAUGGAGCUUUUGGACUGCAAUUAUCCAGAUCCAAUGGUGCGAGCCUUUGCAAUUCGGUGUUUGGAAAAAUACUUGACAGAUGACAAACUCUCUCAGUAUUUGAUUCAGCUGGUUCAGGUUCUGAAGUAUGAACAAUACUUGGAUAACCUCUUGGUAAGAUUUUUACUCAAGAAGGCACUGACUAAUCAGAGAAUAGGGCACUUCUUCUUUUGGCAUUUAAAGUCUGAAAUGCACAAUAAAAAUGUGAGCCAGAGAUUUGGUCUGCUUUUGGAUUCCUACUGCCGAGCUUGUGGAAUGUACCUAAAACAUCUGAGUCGGCAAGUGGAAGCGAUGGAAAAAUUGAUUAAUCUCACAGAUAUCCUGAAGCAGGAGAAAAAGGAUGAAACACAAAAGGUACAGAUGAAAUUCCUUGUGGAGCAAAUGAGGCGGCCGGACUUCAUGGAUGCUCUUCAAGGCUUCAUAUCUCCUCUUAAUCCUGCUCAUCAGCUUGGAACCCUGAGGCUUGAGGAAUGCAGGAUUAUGUCGUCUGCCAAAAGGCCGUUAUGGCUUAAUUGGGAAAACCCAGAUAUUAUGUCUGAGCUGCUAUUUCAGAACAAUGAGAUCAUCUUUAAAAAUGGAGAUGACCUACGCCAGGAUAUGCUCACGCUUCAAAUAAUUCGAAUUAUGGAGAACAUCUGGCAAAAUCAAGGCCUUGAUCUUAGGAUGCUACCUUAUGGAUGCUUAUCCAUUGGUGACUGUGUGGGGCUUAUUGAAGUUGUGAGAAAUUCACAUACAAUCAUGCAGAUCCAGUGCAAGGGUGGCCUUAAAGGUGCGCUGCAAUUCAACAGCCACACAUUACACCAGUGGCUCAAAGACAAGAACAAAGGAGAAAUGUAUGAUCCAGCUAUCGAUUUGUUUACUCGCUCAUGUGCUGGCUAUUGUGUAGCUACUUUUAUAUUGGGAAUUGGUGAUCGUCAUAAUAGCAACAUUAUGGUAAAAGAUGAUGGGCAGCUGUUUCACAUUGAUUUUGGACACUUUUUGGAUCACAAAAAGAAGAAGUUUGGUUACAAACGGGAGCGCGUGCCAUUUGUCUUAACCCAAGAUUUCUUGAUAGUGAUUAGUAAAGGAGCACAAGAAUGUACCAAAACAAGAGAAUUUGAAAGGUUCCAAGAAAUGUGUUACAAGGCCUACCUAGCAAUUCGACAACAUGCCAACCUCUUCAUAAACCUCUUUUCCAUGAUGCUUGGUUCAGGGAUGCCAGAAUUACAGUCUUUUGAUGACAUUGCAUAUAUACGCAAGACUCUUGCCUUAGACAAAACUGAACAAGAAGCACUUGAGUAUUUCAUGAAACAGAUGAAUGAUGCUCAUCAUGGUGGUUGGACAACAAAAAUGGACUGGAUCUUCCACACAAUCAAGCAGCAUGCCUUGAACUAAAGUAAAGAUAACGAAAAACUGAUAAGCCUAGUUUUUUGGCUGUUCCACUGCACUGUUGUCUCAACAGCUUAAAAAAAAAACCUUGUUGCAUCACAGUUGCACAAACCAAGGCCAGCGUUUGAACUUCCAACAAGGUUAAAAAUGCAAAGUUAUUUAAAUAAAACAUUUGUAGUAUUUUGAACACUAUAAAUCAUGCAUUUCAACAUGUAACUUUCCUAUAUGUGUAGUUGUGUUAAUGCCUUAAGUGUAAGAAGGUAACUUGGAGAUUUGUUCAUCUUGGUUUAUUUAAUUGGGAAUUUAUGCCAGCAAAACAGCCCAAUCUUUCAUAUGUCCAGUCUUUCACGUAGUGAAAAAAGGGAUUCAGAUAAGUUACAGAAUAAUGAAAAGAAGGAAAGUUUAGCAAUUUUGUUCAUUGUUUCUAAAAGAGCUUUCUUCUCCCAUGAACUGUACUGAGUAAAAAAAAAAAAAAAAAUAGAGGGGAUGGUGCCUUUAUAAUGUCAGAUAAAUUUGUGGAUUUAAGAGUAGUGGUUUUUCUUAGGUUUUGGAGUUUGGAUUUUAUUUUUUUUCUAACCUAAACCUCAGAACAUUUUUCAUGCAUGCUUUCCAGAGCCUAAAAAAAGAGGUGAGUUAUUAGAAUUAAAGAUUAUUUUUAUAAACGUUAUUUAUAUAACAGAAACUUAUUAAUAUAUAUUUCUUUAUGUUGAUUUUCUGUCAUUUUAAUUUUACAGACCACUUCUUUGUCUAACAGAUUUAUAUAAACCACUAGACUGAUGCAGUGACUUGUAGGAUCAGAUUUAAAGAAUCCUGUGCUGUUCCAGGCAUGGCUUGUCUGUAUGUACCAAGUCCUGACUUUAGAACCAGCUCAAAUGCAGAAACAUAGAGAAUGCAGGGCAUACUUUUACUACAUCCAGGGAUUUAUUCAGCACUUGCUGAGUAGAUGUUGAGAACUCUCUGUGACAAAUUGAAUAGGAUAUGUAUGCCUACAGUUCAUAUGUUCAGAAGGCUACUUAAGUUCGGCAGCUGCACAGAGUUUGUACUUGCAUUAGGACUCCAGGAUGAGGUCAGGGCCUGCAAGUCCUUGUCUGUGCCGUCACAAUGGGGAAGGGGGAAAUCUUUUGAAACUGGUAACACUUGCUUCCAAAUAAAUAUGACUUGUGAUCAGAACGCUCAAUUUCCAUUGUCUACAACUGCCUUUUCUACCUUUCCAUCUGCCAAGCUAUCAUCCCUACCCGGUAGAACUACCGGUAAUUGCUUUGUGAUGGGAGUUAUACCCAGACAUAUCUGGAGAGUGCCGAAAUAGUCAGUAAUAAACAUGUUUAAAUGCUGAAGUUGAAUCAGAACUCGAGCAUAUUUGCUGAAGUUCAGAUGGUAAAGUUAAGCUAAGUGUAAUUUAGGAAUCUAAAGAGUUUUGACUUAUUUUAAGCUUAUCCAAAAGGGAACAUCAUAUAUUUAUAACACUCUUAUAAAAGUUGAAUAAUUCUUAAUACCUGUGGUUAACAUAGUCAGAAAAUAACCUUGAAUAGACUGAGAAACGAUUGGAUGAAAAGGGGAGAAUUUGUGUCUUCAGCUUCCUGACCAAAGUAGUACCACAAAGUUUGUUUCCAUUGGUAACUAUUUGAAUGUUCUAUAAGAAAAUCUAUUUAUGGAAGUAGAAACUGAUUCUUCUUUAUGCUAGUUUUGGUGCAUUAGAAUCACAUAACAUCUUUCAGGUCUUCCUAAAAAUCUCAGGCAAUGCUCUUUAAAAAAUAUUUGGUGUAUCUUGAUUAUUUUUAACUUGCCUUCCACCUCUCCCUUGGCUUUCCUUCCUAGACUGCUGGAAAGGAAUUGCUUAAUUAGAAUAGCCAACAAACCAGAAAUAAUAAUAUAAAUCUGAUCACUAAACAGUCUUCAAAAUACUACAUAAUUCGUAGCAUGCAGAACUAACUAAUCAAUAUUUUAUAGAUAGGUUUGUGCCUGUGUAUACUGUAUGUCUUUAUUGCAAUAUAAAACUGACAAAAAAUUGGCAUCAACCAGCAUAGUGGCUGGUACAAAUUGUUCCAUAAAUAUUUUUUUAUAAUAUUGUGUAUCCUGAGCCCAAGAACCUAAGGUGCCAUUUCUUUUAUACUAAUGUUGUCUCACCGAGUUCAUAGGAUUUGAAAAUGUUCCUGAAAUCUGGAUAUUUGAUCGCAUUUGCCUUCCCCUCCCCCCCAAUAGGUAUUCAGAGUGCAAUAUAAUUUGAAUAUAGUGUGCUGACAGUAGCUAGUAGAAUAUAACAAAUAAAUUUGUAUAGAACAUAAACGGUUAAGAGGCUAUAUUUCUUGAACAAUGUAAACAUUUGUUAUCUAUUAGUAAUUGCAUCUUGAAUUUAUUUUUAUAAAUACAGAUAAUGAGUAUGACAA